AUGUGUCAGAAUCAGAUGUUUGGCGUGAACAAGAAUUGCGAUAAGUAAAAGUACAUUUUUCAUGUAGUGAAAAUAAAUUUUUAAUUAUUAAAAAAUAUAAAUUUUCGCAAUCCACGAAAGUAACAUGUCCGCCACUCCCGAUAGUCAAUCGUCUAAAAUUAAGUACACUGGUGAUGCACCGAAGUUGGGCAAAGCGCAACUUGAGUUUAUGAAAAUCAUCGAGCAGCAGAAUUUGGUGCGUGUUGAAAAAUUGCAGCGCUUGCGAAGAAAUAAUCUUAUCACGGCCGGUGUGCUAGGAGCAUCUGUAUUGGGCAUAUACGCCUACUCUAUAUUAUCAGUGCGGCAAGAGGAUUUUCUGGAUGAUUUUGAAGAACCUAAAAAGAUUUCUAAACAGUAAACGUUAGUUACAUAAAGUUGUGUCUAGUUUUAAAGCAUAUACACCGAAAGCAAGUGUGAAGUUUACGUUGUUGUGUAAUUGCUAAUAUAUUAUCAUUAGAAUUUAACAUUA
Anastrepha ludens (Mexican fruit fly) is the source of this 508-nucleotide messenger RNA. It is a transcript of the gene Ccdc56, whose product is annotated as cytochrome c oxidase assembly factor 3, mitochondrial. The transcript has a single exon. Gene Ontology annotation, cellular component: mitochondrial inner membrane. NCBI's taxonomy places the organism in Eukaryota, Metazoa, Arthropoda, Insecta, Diptera, Tephritidae. Gene Ontology annotation, biological process: mitochondrial respiratory chain complex IV assembly. The record is from RefSeq and is a predicted model, not a curated record. Bases 125 to 397 code for a protein of 90 amino acids.